Messenger RNA from Aquila chrysaetos chrysaetos, 2574 nucleotides. RefSeq names its product heterogeneous nuclear ribonucleoprotein H1 (gene HNRNPH1). Gene Ontology annotation, cellular component: nucleoplasm; ribonucleoprotein complex. Gene Ontology annotation, biological process: regulation of RNA splicing. The transcript has 15 exons. Gene Ontology annotation, molecular function: RNA binding. Lineage: Eukaryota; Metazoa; Chordata; Aves; Accipitriformes; Accipitridae. The record is from RefSeq and is a predicted model, not a curated record. Bases 454 to 1908 code for a protein of 484 amino acids.
GCUAUUUAUAGGGGCGGAGGGGCGCUGCGCAGAAGGAGCGAGCAGGCGGGUCGGGCCCGGUCAGGCCGGCGGCUUCAUCGCGCCUCAUCCCCGUGGGAGCAGGGAAAAAGAGACCGAAAAACCGCGAUCCGCCUUCGCCGGAGCGUCCCUUCGGCGGCCGUUGAGCUUUUGUUUCCGUUUGCGCAGCGCCCGAGCGCUCCCCCUCCCGAGCUUUGUUCUUUUCCCGGCCCCUGUGGGGAAAGGCGCGGCCAAGAUGGAUCCUUGUCACACAGAGGAGACCGAGGGCGAGAUCCCCGGCUUGGGCUUCAGUGACCGAAGCGAGCAGAUUGUUUCACGUGGGGUAGCGUCAGCAUUUGAAGCUGGCUCGCCCGCUCGCUGCCGCCUGACUGGGACUAGGCGCUCUCCGGACAGCGGAUCAGGCUCGGAGCCCUAGAACCACCGCGGAGCCCCACCAUGUCAACCACGGAAACGGAGACGGAGCCGAGCCUCACCCCCAAUGUGAUGCUCAACACGGAGAGCAGCGAGGGAUAUGUGGUGAAAGUCAGGGGGCUGCCCUGGUCCUGCUCCACCGAGGAGGUGCAGAGGUUUUUCUCCGAUUGCAAAAUUCUAAACGGGGCUUUGGGUAUCCGUUUCAUCUACACCAGGGAGGGCAGACCAAGUGGAGAAGCAUUUGCUGAACUUGAAUCAGAGGAGGAUGUGAAAUUGGCACUGAAAAAAGACAGAGAAACAAUGGGACACAGAUACGUUGAAGUUUUCAAGUCAAACAACGUUGAAAUGGAUUGGGUUCUGAAGCAUACUGGUCCCAACAGCCCUGAUACGGCUAAUGAUGGUUUUGUUCGUCUUAGAGGACUCCCAUUUGGCUGUAGUAAAGAAGAAAUUGUACAGUUUUUUUCAGGGUUGGAAAUCGUGCCAAAUGGGAUAACAUUGCCGGUGGACUUCCAGGGGAGGAGUACGGGGGAGGCCUUCGUGCAGUUUGCUUCACAGGAAAUAGCUGAAAAGGCUCUAAAGAAACACAAGGAAAGAAUAGGGCACAGGUACAUUGAGAUCUUCAAGAGUAGUCGAGCGGAAGUGCGCACUCACUACGACCCUCCACGCAAGCUGUUGGCAAUGCAGAGACCCGGUCCUUACGACAGACCUGGUCUUACGCGGGGAUAUAACAGUCUUGGUAGAGGAAGUAGCUUGGAAAGAAUGAGGCGUGGAGCCUAUGGAGGAGGUUAUGGAGGUUAUGAUGACUACAAUGGGUAUAAUGAUGGCUAUGGUUUUGGUUCUGAUAGAUUUGGAAGAGAAUGGACUCUUUUCUCUGCAGGAAUGUCGGACCACAGAUACGGCGACGGGGGAUCCACCUUCCAGAGCACGACUGGCCACUGCGUCCACAUGAGAGGUCUGCCUUACAGAGCUACGGAGAACGACAUCUAUAACUUCUUCUCACCUCUGAACCCUGUAAGAGUACACAUCGAAAUUGGACCAGAUGGCAGAGUAACCGGAGAGGCAGACGUUGAAUUCGCUACUCAUGAGGAUGCAGUGGCCGCUAUGUCCAAAGACAAAGCAAAUAUGCAACACAGAUAUGUAGAACUCUUCUUGAAUUCUACAGCAGGAGGAAGUGGUGGUGCCUAUGGCAGUCAAAUGAUGGGAGCAAUGGUUAAGGAGUCGGAAGGGGUAGUCCAAGAUUGGAACACUAGCACAUUGCCAGGAAGCCAAUCCAGUUAUGGUGGUCCAGCUAACCAGCAGCUGAGUGGGGGUUAUGGAGGAGGAUAUGGUGGUCAGAGCAGCAUGAGUGGCUAUGACCCCGGGAGCCAGGGCGCCAUGAACAGCAGUUACUACAGCAGCGGGAACCGCGCGUCCAUGGGAGUGAACGGCAUGGGCGGCAUGUCGAACAUGUCCAACAUGAGUGGUGGCUGGGGAAUGUAACCCAUCGCUGACUUUUGGUCACAUCUUUUUUUAAAAAACAAAAAAACAAAAAACUAAGUUUAACAGUUUUGCAAUACAAGCUUGUGAUUUAUGCUUUACUGUAAGUGAAUUCAGGAUUGUUAUUUUAAAACCUUUCGGGUUCAGUAUUUUUGAACAUACAGAAAUGAACAUUCAUCUAGGAUGUAAUAACCAAGUUGAGUAAAGACUAUAACUGUUAAACAAUUUUGAGCGUUUCUCAAGUUAGUUUUGUUGUAGGAGUGUAUUUAAGCAGUAAGCGUAUUUAGGUUAAAGCUGUUUGAAUUACGUUAAAUGUUGCUCUUAUACCAUAUUACAUCCAACACUGUUUUGAAUACAUGUUGAGAGAGACAUGCUUUUUUGUAAAGAAACAAUAUAGGAGCUGUGUCUGAAAUUCAAAGUGAACAUUUGGCAUGUUAGUUCUAGUUUAUUUCUUUUAAUAUCCUGUAAGGCACGUUAAAGCUUUUUUUUUUUUUAAGUUAAUGGGGGAAACAUGUUGAGACGCAAUACGGCUACUUUAGGAUUUUGGUCUUGGUGUUCGUAUAAAAUUCUGAGGCCUUGAUUUAAUCUUUCAUUGUAUUGUGAUUUCCUUUUUAGGUGUAUUGCGCUAAGUGAAACUUGUUAAAUAAAUCUUCCUUUUAAAAACUGGAA